AUGCUCAAAUUGAAUGAGAAAUCCAAUGAGCUUUCGAAAAAUCUUUCCGGUGGUCAGAAGCGCAAACUCUGCGUUUCGAUGGCUGUGAUCGGCAACAGCUCAAUAGUGCUACUAGACGAGCCGACUGCUGGCAUGGACCCAGGGGCCCGACGAGAUGUUGAGGCGCUUCUGGAGACUAUAAAAGUAGAUCGGUAA
This is a messenger RNA of Cooperia oncophora, 195 nucleotides long. NCBI's taxonomy places the organism in Eukaryota, Metazoa, Nematoda, Chromadorea, Rhabditida, Trichostrongylidae. The record is from the annotation of a GenBank genome assembly.